GAAAACACCAGCAUUGCUGAUCUGGGCAGCCUUCCUGAGGAGAUGCAGCCACUCUUGCUCCUGUUGGCCUUUCUUCUGCCUCCCAGAGCUGGGACAGAUGAGAUCAUCGGGGGCCAUGAGGCCAAGCCCCACUCCCGCCCCUACAUGGCCUUUCUUCAGAUCUGGGAUCAGGAAACUCAGAAGAGGUGUGGUGGUUCCCUGAUACGAGAAGACUUCGUGCUGACAGCUGCUCACUGUUGGGGAAGCUCCAUAAACGUCACCCUGGGGGCCCACAACAUCAAGAAGCAGGAGAAGGACCAGCAGGUCAUCCGUGUGAAAAGAGCCACCCCCCACCCAGCAUAUAGUUCUACCGACUACUCCAAUGACAUCAUGCUGCUGCAGCUGGAGACAAAGGCCAGGCGGACGGCAGCUGUGAGGCCCCUCAAGCUGCCGAGGUUCAUGGGCCAGGUGCAUCCAGGGAAGAAAUGCACUGUGGCCGGCUGGGGCCGGACUUCCCUGGAGGGCAAAGUCUCAGACACACUGCAGGAGGUGACGCUGACCGUGCAGCAGGACAAGACGUGCGAAUUGCUCUUCCACAGGCAUUACCACAAGGCCAUGGAGAUUUGUGUGGGGGACCCAAAGAUGAUAAAUAGCACUUUCAAGGGGGAUUCCGGUGCCCCCCUUGUGUGUAAGAACUUGACCCAGGGCAUUUUGUCCAGUGGACGAAUUAAUGGGACACCUCCAAGAAUAUUCAUGAAGGUCUCACAUUUCCUGCCCUGGAUAAGGAAGACAAUGAAGCGUAGCCACCAACAGCAGGCAAAAGACUGACCUUCCUCUGAGCCUGACCAUCUUCUCUGGGCCAGAGGCAAGAAGCCCACAGAGGUGGGCGGUGGGGAUUGCAGGAUUGCAAUAAAUGGAUC
Lemur catta (Ring-tailed lemur) is the source of this 899-nucleotide messenger RNA. RefSeq names its product granzyme H-like. Gene Ontology annotation, biological process: proteolysis. Gene Ontology annotation, cellular component: cytoplasm; intracellular membrane-bounded organelle. Lineage: Eukaryota; Metazoa; Chordata; Mammalia; Primates; Lemuridae. Bases 43 to 807 code for a protein of 254 amino acids. The record is from RefSeq and is a predicted model, not a curated record. The transcript is spliced from 5 exons. Gene Ontology annotation, molecular function: serine-type endopeptidase activity.